Messenger RNA from Aureococcus anophagefferens, 2298 nucleotides. It is a transcript of the gene MUT9-1, whose product is annotated as putative serine/threonine protein kinase. The record is from RefSeq and is a predicted model, not a curated record. Gene Ontology annotation, cellular component: cytoplasm. Lineage: Eukaryota; Pelagophyceae; Pelagomonadales; Pelagomonadaceae. Gene Ontology annotation, biological process: protein phosphorylation; intracellular signal transduction. The transcript is spliced from 3 exons. Gene Ontology annotation, molecular function: protein serine/threonine kinase activity; ATP binding. Bases 1 to 2298 code for a protein of 765 amino acids.
AUGGCCCGCCACGCCCUGUCCGCGUUCUCGCGGUGGGCGCUCGAGGACGCCUACACCGACCUCCUCGACUUCUGCGACAGCCUGCAGCGGCGCGUUUCGAAGCUGGUGGACGACGUGCGCAUCCUGCGGCAGAAGUACGCGUCCGCCAAGGCCGAGAACAUGGACCUGAUCUGGAUCCGGCUCGUGGGGCCGGGCCGGCUGCUCGGCGGGCUGCCCGCGAUGGACGACGCCGUCGUGGAGGGCGAUGCGAUCAUGGGCGACUACCGCUUGGGCGCGACGCUCGGCGUCGGCUCGUCGGCCGUCGUCCGGGAGGGCGUCGACGAGCGAUCGGGCGAGCGGCUCGCGAUCAAGAUCGUCGACAAGAGCCGCGCGGCGCGCUACAAGAUCGUGCGGCGCCUCAACAACGAGGUCGUGCACAUGCGCGCCGUCGAGCACCCGAACGUCGCGCGGCUCGUCGACGUCGUGCACGCGCGCGCGGGGCUCUACCUCGUCCUCGAGCACGGCGGCCGGGACCUCUACGGCUACGUCGGCGCCACCUUCCCCAACAUGGUCGUCCCCGAGCCCGUGGCGCGCCACGUCGUCAGCCAGCUCGUCGCGGGCUGCUGCGCGCUGUCCGCGCGAGGCGUCGUGCACCACGACGUCAAGUCCGAGAACGUGCUCGUCGCGCCGGGCGUCGAGGACGGCCAGGUCGCCGCCGUGCGCCUGACGGACCUCGGCAUGUCGGAGACCUACGAGCCAGGGCAGCGCGGGACGGCGUUCUGCGGGAGCCCGGGCUUCUUCCCGCCGGAGAUGGUCGCGGCCGCCGAUUACGACCCGUUCAAGGUCGACGCCUGGUCCAUCGGCUGCGUCGCGCUGGAGCUGCUCCUGGGGCGCCAGUGGUUCUCGGACCGCUGGCUGCCCGCGUCCAAGCUCACGGGCGACCCCGCGGAGUUCGCGGUGGCGCUGUCGUCGGCGCUGGCGGACCUCGCGGCGGCGCUCCGGGCGUCGCCGCUGCCCGCGGAGGCGAAGAGCUUUCUGGAGAGCGCGCUCACGGAGGACCCGGACGACCGGCCCGCCAUCGAGGAGCUCGCGGGCCACCCCUGGGUCUCGCGCCACCCGCACCUGCGGCGGCUCUCGCGCGCGGGCUCGACCGGCGACCUCGCGGCGGCCGCGGCGGCGGUCCAGGCCGAGGAGGCCAAGGUCCAGGUCGAGGCGGUUGCGCCGCCCCCCGACGUGCCGCCGCCGGCGGAGCCCGCGCCGUCCGUGACGCCGUCGCCGCCGACGUCCGCGCGGACGCGGCCCGCGCGCGAGAGCCGCGUCGCGCGCGCGACGGGCGACGGCGCGCGUGUCAUCCCCGACGCGGAGGUGCCUCCCGAGAUGGAGGCGCUCCUCCGGUCGUUCCAGACCGCGGCCGCCGCGCGCGGUCCGCUCCGGCGGCCCGCGGCGGACGUCGCGGCGCUCUUCGCGGCCGCGACGCGCCUCUUCGAGGCCGCGGCCGUCGCCGCGGCCACGCCGCCAUGCGACGGCGACGACGAGCUCGAGUCCCUCGACGCCGUCGCGCGCGGCGCGUUCCGCGCCGCGGACGCGUUCGUCGAAGGCCGCCGCCCGGACCUCGCCGCGUCCCUCGCGACGAUUACGGACGCCGCGGCGCCAAACGCGGCGCCGGAGGGCGACGUGCCCGUCGACGUCACGGUGCCGCCGGAGAUGGAGGCGCUCCUCCGGUCGCUCCAGACCGCGGCCGCCGCGCGCGGUCCGCUCCGGCGGCCCGCGGCGGACGUCGCGGCGCUCUUCGCGGCCGCGACGCGCCUCUUCGAGGCCGCGGCCGUCGCCGCGGCCACGCCGCCGGGCGACGGCGACGACGAGCUCGAGUCCCUCGACGCCGUCGCGCGCGGCGCGUUCCGCGCCGCGGACGCGUUCGUCGAAGGCCGCCGCCCGGACCUCGCCGCGUCCCUCGCGACGAUUACGGACGCCGCGGCGCCGAACGCGGCGCCGGAGGGCGACGUGCCCGUCGACGUCACGCCCACGGACAUCCCCUCGCACAUCCCGGGCCACGUCACCUGGGGUUUCUGGCACAAGCGCCACGGCUGGUUCCACUCCUACUUCUCUCGGGUGAUCUGCAACCAGCACUCGAUCUUCUUCGACGCGGGGACGGAGUACGGCAUCGGCGACAUGGUCGGCAUCCUCGCGAGCGUCGUCUUCAACGACGGCCUCCCUUCGAACAACAACCUGCGCUACUACGGCUCCUUUGCCCCCCUCGUCUUGCUCAUCGCCAUCGGCUCCUCCGGCACCUACGUCGCGACGAAGAAGAAGAACGACUAG